Cooperia oncophora is the source of this 465-nucleotide messenger RNA. NCBI's taxonomy places the organism in Eukaryota, Metazoa, Nematoda, Chromadorea, Rhabditida, Trichostrongylidae. The record is from the annotation of a GenBank genome assembly.
AUGAUUUUCCUUCCAGCUUGCUGUAAAAUCCUUCAACAACGUCUUCGGACGUCGUUUGGAAGCAGUACGCGAACACCGACGCCGACAACGCCUGCGCCACCUGAUAAACGGGACUACCAGGAUUCCCGGUAUAUGCAGAACGUGCUAUACGGUGGAGUUCCUGCUCAGAAGAACGCUUACCACCAACGCUCGAUCUCUUCGGCUCCGUUGGCGGAGCAGUUUAUGAGCAGCGCCUCGCGUAAGAGUCACGUGCAUCAGCGAGAAGCCGUCGGACCCGUUAGCGCUCAACGCGGUGGAGAUCGUGCGAUGUCUGCUUUUGUGAUUCCACCGGGCUUGUCAGCCCAGCAGCAGUUUGGUAGUCGCGCAAGUCAGCUCGAUUAUCGAGGUGUUUCGCCAUCGAACAGCCAGAAGAGUAUGAGUAAUGUUGUUGAGCAUCCCAUGUCAAAAGGUUCUAGUGCGGUUUAG